AUGGCGACCACUGAACAUGCGAUAGCAAUCAGUAAUGACAUGUCGAUGGAACUCCCUACCCUCCCCCCUAAUCAGGGCCUUGAAGCUCUGAAGGAUGUGGUGUUUGGUUCGGCCGCUGGCAUGGCAGGCAAGGUCAUAGAGUACCCUUUCGACACCGUCAAAGUACGACUACAAUCACAACCGGAUCAUCUCCCCCUGCGAUACAACGGCCCGCUGGAUUGUUUCCGUCAAUCGUUCCAAGCCGAUGGAUUUCGUGGACUAUACCGGGGCAUAAGUGCCCCCAUGGCGGGUGCUGCUAUAGAAAACAGCUGCCUCUUUUGGAGCUAUCGCAUGAUUCAAGAUAUACUCAGGGUAACCUGCUACAGCUCGACGGACCCGCUGCCUUUCUCCGCCUUGGUGUUUAGUGGAGCUGCAUCGGGCUCCAUCACCUCGCUUGCGUUGACACCCGUCGAACUCAUCAAAUGUAAGAUGCAGGUUCCUUUGGAGGGCACCGGCGGUCAAGUGCCUAGACCGCUCACUCUGAUUGUGUCUAUAUUCCGCCAAGACGGUAUCAUGGGGUUCUGGCGCGGUCAGAUGGGAACCCUCAUUCGCGAAACGGGCGGGGGCGCUGCCUGGUUUGGCGGCUACGAGGGGGUAUCUGCCUUAUUCCGAAAAUACUCAGUGCCACCUUCGAAAGUUGGAUCAUCCCAAACGGACGAGGCGCGUCUUCCACUAUACCAACAAAUGAUCGCGGGCGCAGCGGCAGGGAUCAGCUACAACUUUCUGUUUUAUCCUGCCGACACAAUCAAAUCUCGGAUGCAAACAGAAGACAUCACCCUUUCCACGGUCAAUGGGAAGCGACAAACCUUUUGGAGCGCUGCCAGGGCUCUCUGGAACCAGCAAGGGAUUCGAGCUUUGUAUCGAGGCUGCGGGAUAACUUGCGCACGAUCGGCACCAAGCUCAGCAUUCAUCUUCACCGUAUAUGAAGGCUUACGAAACUACUUCGGAUGA
Molecule: messenger RNA, 990 nt
Organism: Aspergillus affinis
Lineage: Eukaryota; Fungi; Ascomycota; Eurotiomycetes; Eurotiales; Aspergillaceae
Gene: amcA
Product: putative mitochondrial ornithine carrier protein AmcA/Ort1
Exons: 2
Coding region: 1-990 (329 amino acids)
Biological process (GO): mitochondrial L-ornithine transmembrane transport
Molecular function (GO): L-ornithine transmembrane transporter activity
Source: RefSeq, a predicted model, not a curated record